AUGGCUGGGAAAAGCAGUAUUGUCGAGGAGAGGGGGUUGCUUCCUCGGAAAUCUCCUCAAGAUAUGUCGAAACCAUCUAAGCCAGCGCCGGUGAGGUUGAUGGACCUGCCAAACAAAUCUCAACUUUUCAUACUCGCACUCUGCCGCCUCUCCGAACCUCUAUCCAACACAUGCCUCCUGCCAUACAUUUACUACCUCAUCAAAUCCAUAAUCACCUCCGACGAUGCGAAUGCUCCACAAGAAAUAUCCAAAGUCUCCGGACUGUUGGUGGCAGCAUUUCCUCUCGCCCAGUUCGCGACAAGCAUGCUAUGGGGUCGAGCAUCAGAUUUCUACGGAAGAAAAUGGACAAUCGUAAUUGGAUUGGUGAUGAGUGUGAUUGCAAACGCUGCGUUCGGAUACUCAAGAAGCAUUGGCGCGUUGAUGUUUUGGAGAGUUCUGGCUGGUAUUGGAAAUGGAAAUGUGGGGGUGAUGCGGACAAUGACUGCGGAGAUUGUCAAGGAGAGGAAAUACCAGACAAGAGCUUUCUUGAUCCUGCCCUUGGUAUUCAACUCCGGCAUGGUCGUCGGGCUCGCUUUGGGAGGAUGCCUCGCAGAUCCGGUUGUCAAUAUGCCUUUCUUGUUCGGCCCAGAUGGAUUGUUCAAUCUAUACUCCAAUCCUGAUGUCAGUCUUUUCCUGGCAUUCUUUGGGAUGCGCGAAACGCUUCCAGGCAAAGAGAACGACAGAGAUAUCGGAGUUGCGGUUGGAUCUGCUUUAACUCGAUUUUCCUCUCGGGCGAUUUUCCGAAAGCGAACAGCAGGUUAUUCCGCAAUUCAGUUGGAUGAAGUAUUAGAGUCAGAAGAAAUCAAAGAGGCCCGACCUGCAAGAUCACUCGCAUCUGGACCACCUCCGUCUCGACUAGCUUUCCGGGACAUCUGGACUCGAGAUGUGUUGGUCACGCUUGUUUCAUUUGGACUUCUUCCAUUGCACAAUGCUGCUUUCAUGCACAUCUUCCCGGUAUUCCUAUCCACUCCAGCUUCAUCAAAUGCGGACUGGACUCUCCUUUCGUUUACCGGUGGACUUGGUCUACAAUCCCGUUCUAUUGGGAUCUGGCUCUCACUUUUUGGACUAUGCGGGAUCUUCCUUCAGUUGUUCAUCUACCCAAAAAUGCAGGCUCGUCUCGGAACGCUUGGGUGCUUGAAAGUUGCCCUGUUCAUGUUCCCGUUGGCAUACCUAUUCGCACCAUACCUUUCUUUGCUCUCACACGGUGGGGUAGCAAGAUGGAUUGGUAUUGCUAUCAUUCUCUGCGCACAGGUCAUGGCUCGCACGAUUGCAAUUCCAAGUACAGUCAUUUUAUUGACGGAAUCGGCACCAACAAAGACAGUUCUUGGUACGGUUCACGGAGCUGGAAAUAUGCUUAGCAGUCUUGCCAGAGCUAUUGGAAGCGCGGCUGGAGGUUGGGCGUUCGCACUCGGAAUGGAGAAAGGAAUGGUUGGCGUUGUUUGGUGGUGCUACCUAUCAGUUGUCGCUUUUACUGCUCUGGCUUGGUCAUUUACAAUGCGCAAAGAGGUCGAGCAAGCCCCGGUACCAAAGGGGAGACAAGAUCUGGUUGUUGAAAUUGAGCCUAAAGAUGUGCCUAUAGAAGAGAGUCGCCGUAUGCGGUAG
This is a messenger RNA of Glarea lozoyensis ATCC 20868, 1641 nucleotides long. Its product is annotated as MFS general substrate transporter. The transcript is spliced from 3 exons. Gene Ontology annotation, biological process: transmembrane transport. The record is from RefSeq and is a predicted model, not a curated record. Gene Ontology annotation, molecular function: transmembrane transporter activity. The coding region runs from base 1 to 1641 and encodes 546 amino acids. NCBI's taxonomy places the organism in Eukaryota, Fungi, Ascomycota, Leotiomycetes, Helotiales, Helotiaceae.